AUGGGUUCCCGAAGGAGCGGUACUGGCUGGAGCCGUGUGAACGCAGGCGUUCUAAAGGAACGGGCCAACAUGUCGUUUAUGCUGGUGGUCAUGUUCUUCGCCGUGUUCGGCUUGAUCGUCCUUACGGAGAUAUUCCUGAUCGACGAGAGGCGUGGCGUGGGCAUAGGUGGUACCGGGGCCCUAGGAGGUCACAGGAGCGGACAUCGAUUGCCGGCUGCGCCCGAUCGUCCGGAUUACGGUGAAAUCGGAGCUGAAGAUUAUAUUGGAUUGAAGGGCAGCUUCGACGAUCAUAUCGGAUUAUUGAUGCGAGGGGAAGACGGAGGACAGAAGACCGCGAUACAACCGGACCCGAGAGGUUUACCGAGCUUACCACCCAAUCUGGAAGCUCGUCUACCACAACUCGAUCAGAGCUUGAGGAUCACGCACGCUGAAUGGUUGCCAGUCACGAAGACUAGAUUCAAAUUCUUUGUAUACUCAGCGUACUUCGAUGACAGGGUUGGUGGUGCGGGCACACCAACAGGUAAAAAUCAGGGCAUGGUACGCAUAAUAAGCGCAACAAAGACAAGAGGACCAGAGCGUGUUUGGUGUAGACUUUGGUAUCGACCAGAGAACGGAGGAAACGUUACCGCUUCCGUAACAGUAGCCGCUAAAGUGAAGGUAAUCAGAGAGAAUUGGAGCUUGAAGUACAGUGCCUGCUUUGUGAUUUGCCCGUUGCCGAAAGAGUCGCACACCGCUGACAGAGUGCCGGAAACUGUGAGCGUGGUGGCAAGGCUGAAAGCAGCCCCGACGAAUCGUAUCCUCGUGCAGAAUCGGCCGGAGAGUAGGACGAAGGACAAAGAGUUGUUGGCCGUUUGCGUGAAACCCCUGCAUUACGAUUAUAACAGAGUUCUACAGCUUGUAGAAUUUAUCGAGCUACACAGACUGCUCGGUGCUAGCCAUGUGACACUGUACAACGACACGGUUGGCUCGGAGGCGGGAUGCGCUCUGAAAUACUACGAGGCAAAAGGUCUCGUGACCGUGUUACCUUGGCAUCAUUUAGACAUGAUCUCGCAGCGAGAGAUUCGUACUGAGGGAUUAUUCGCUGCACUGAACGAUUGCCUUUAUCGAUCUAUGUACAAAUACGAGUACGUGGCGUUGGUCGACCUUGACGAGUUUAUUAUACCGAGGCACAACGACACGAUCGUUGAUCUCAUCAGGUGGAUGAGCAGUCGUAUAAAUACCAAAUCCACCGGAGCAUAUUCCUUUCAAAACGCUUUCUUUUAUCUACAAUGGGCGGAUGAUCCAUUCGUGGUGACCAGUCGAACGCCAAUCGAAGCUGGUCUGAUCACUCUACGGAAAACGACACGCAGAACAAAGCUACAUCCGCACAAACAGCGCUCGAAGUACGUUUGCAAGCCUCAGGACGUCGUCGAGGCUGGCAAUCAUUUCGUCUGGGAAUUUAUUCCUGGACACGGGACGUUAAACGUGCCCUCGGAUGCCGCGAUUCUCCACCAUUAUCGGGUCUGCGAGUUCGGCGGCGACGACUGUAUAAAGACUCAAUCGGUAGUCGAUAGAACGGCCUACAAAUACAAGGAUAGACUAGGCGAUAGUGUUGGCAGAACCUGGACGGACCUGAGCAGCGAAUGUUCGUUACCGAAGCUGGAACCGGUGCCGGCGGUGACACCACGGAUAAAAGUGAACACCGUGCUGAAAUCGGUCAGGUAGCGAAAGACCAUUGUCGACAUUCUUUGGGAUAUCAGUAAUUUCACUGGUACACCAAAGGUAGCGAGAACCUAUUUCUACAACUACGGUGGCCCGUAGUUUCUUCAAAACGGACUCUGGCUGUAUCCGCCUAGACGAAUUCCAGCGAAAUCUGGGAUUUAUGGGGUGAACCACAUAGACACACGCGAUUUUUUCUACCCUUUUGCGGUCCAUGCCUGACGAACCUCGCUUGAAGAACA
Habropoda laboriosa is the source of this 1940-nucleotide messenger RNA. RefSeq lists its product as uncharacterized. The transcript is spliced from 6 exons. Lineage: Eukaryota; Metazoa; Arthropoda; Insecta; Hymenoptera; Apidae. The coding region runs from base 1 to 1704 and encodes 567 amino acids. The record is from RefSeq and is a predicted model, not a curated record.